GAGCGCAGGGCGCGGGGCGGGACCAGCGACAGCGGCGGCGCCGGGCGGGAGAGCGAGUGCGGCCGAGUUGGCGCCACCAUGGCCACCGUGGAUCUGGAGAAGCUGCGGAUGUCCGGGGCCGGCAAGGCCAUCGGCGUGCUGACCAGCGGCGGCGACGCGCAAGGCAUGAACGCUGCUGUCCGAGCCGUGACGCGCAUGGGCAUUUACGUGGGAGCCAAAGUCUUCCUCAUCUACGAGGGCUACGAGGGCCUCGUGGAAGGGGGCGAGAACAUCAGGCCAGCCAACUGGCUCAGCGUCUCCAACAUCAUCCAGCUGGGCGGCACCGUCAUCGGCAGCGCCCGCUGCAAGGCCUUCACCACGCGGGAGGGGCGCCGGGCGGCCGCCUACAACCUGGUCCAGCGUGGCAUCACCAACCUGUGCGUCAUCGGCGGGGACGGCAGCCUCACGGGUGCCAACAUCUUCCGCAGCGAGUGGGGCGGCCUGCUGGAGGAGCUGGUGAGCGAAGGCAAGAUCUCACAGAGCACGGCUCAGACCUAUUCGCACCUGAACAUCGCCGGGCUGGUGGGUUCCAUUGACAACGACUUCUGCGGCACCGACAUGACCAUCGGCACGGACUCGGCCCUGCACCGCAUCAUGGAGGUCAUCGACGCCAUCACCACCACCGCCCAGAGCCACCAGAGGACCUUCGUGCUGGAGGUGAUGGGGCGGCACUGCGGGUACCUGGCCCUGGUGUCCGCCCUGGCCUCGGGGGCCGACUGGCUGUUCAUCCCUGAGGCGCCGCCCGAGGACGGCUGGGAGAACUUCAUGUGUGAGCGGCUGGGUGAGACCCGGAGCCGAGGGUCCCGCCUGAACAUCAUCAUCAUCGCCGAGGGCGCCAUCGACCGCAACGGGAAGCCCAUCUCAUCCCGCUACGUGAAGGACCUGGUGGUCCAGAGGCUGGGCUUUGACACACGUGUGACCGUGCUGGGCCACGUGCAGAGGGGAGGGACCCCGUCGGCGUUCGACCGCAUCCUGAGCAGCAAGAUGGGCAUGGAGGCGGUGAUGGCACUGCUGGAGACCACGCCCGACACGCCGGCCUGCGUGGUCAGCCUCUCCGGGAACCAGUCCGUGCGGCUGCCCCUCAUGGAGUGCGUGCAGAUGACCAAGGAGGUGCAGAAGGCCAUGGAUGAGAAGAGGUUUGAAGAGGCCAUCCAGCUCCGAGGCAGGAGCUUUGAGAACAACUGGAACAUUUACAAGCUGCUUGCGCACCAGAAGAUCUCCAAGGAGAAGACCAGCUUCUCCCUGGCCAUCCUGAACGUGGGGGCCCCAGCGGCCGGCAUGAACGCGGCCGUGCGCUCAGCGGUGCGCACCGGCAUCUCCCAGGGCCACACGGUGUACGUCGUGCACGACGGCUUCGAAGGCCUGGCCAAGGGGCAGGUGCAGGAAGUGGGCUGGCAUGACGUGGCUGGCUGGCUGGGGCGGGGUGGCUCCACGCUGGGGACCAAGAGGACGCUGCCCAAGGGCUACAUGGAGAAAAUUGUGGAAAACAUCCGCAUGCACAACAUCCACGCCCUGCUGGUCAUCGGAGGCUUCGAGGCCUACGAGGGGGUGCUGCAGCUGGUGGAGGCCCGCGAGCGCUACGAGGAGCUGUGCAUUGUCAUGUGUGUCAUCCCUGCCACCAUCAGCAACAACGUGCCGGGCACCGACUUCAGCCUGGGCUCGGACACCGCCGUCAACGCCGCUAUGGAGAGCUGUGACCGCAUCAAGCAGUCGGCCUCGGGGACCAAGCGCCGUGUGUUCAUCGUGGAGACCAUGGGGGGCUACUGUGGCUACCUGGCCACCGUGACCGGCAUCGCUGUGGGGGCCGACGCCGCCUACGUCUUCGAGGACCCCUUCAACAUCCAGGACUUAAAGGCCAACGUGGAGCACAUGACCGAGAAGAUGAAGACGGACAUCCAGAGGGGCCUGGUGCUCCGAAACGAGAAGUGCCACGAAUACUACACCACGGAGUUUCUGUACAACCUGUACGCCUCCGAGGGGAAGGGCAUUUUCGACUGCAGGACUAACGUCCUGGGCCACCUGCAGCAGGGCGGGGCUCCCACCCCCUUCGACCGGAACUACGGCACCAAGCUGGGGGUGAAGGCCAUACUCUGGAUGUCGGAGAAGCUGCGGGCAGUCUACCGCAAGGGGCGGGUCUUCGCCAACGCCCCCGACUCGGCUUGCGUGAUCGGCCUGCAGAAGAAGGCGGUGGCCUUCAGCCCCGUCACCGAGCUCAAGAAGGACACCGACUUUGAGCACCGGAUGCCCCUGGAGCAGUGGUGGCUGAACCUGCGGCUCAUGCUGAAGAUGCUGGCGCACUACCGCAUCAGCAUGGCCGACUACGUGUCCGGGGAGCUGGAGCACGUCACCCGCAGCACCCUCAGCAUCGAAACAGGCUUCUGAAGCCGCGUCCCUGCCCCGCCCCCGCCUGCGCCCGCCCCCCCCGCCCCCACUUUGGAGCCUGGGCUGCUGCCUCCUGGAGCCUGCGGGCGGGGGUUGGGGAGGUGCACCCUGGCUCCGGGACUCUCACGGCCCAAGUCCCAGCCUGCUGUCCGCUCGGCUCUCCCCCAGGACAGAGCACCCUGGGCACCCACCUUCCACGGCAGGGUUAUGUGGGGGCGUCCGCGUUUGGACACCGCCGCCCCUCUGCCUCGGUUCCCCGAGGUACCUCUCCCCAAGCCGGCCCUGCACCCUCACCAGCCCUGGGGGCGCAGCAGCCUGGGUCUCCGUGCCGGAGUGGGGACGUGCCCCGGCCCGCCUCACUGUGACCCAACCCCUGUGUGCACUGACCGCCGGGGCUGAGCAGCGCUUGUCACCUUUUCUAGAAAUAAAAUCACCCCGACUGUGGGGUGCUGUCAGUCUC
Molecule: messenger RNA, 2881 nt
Organism: Balaenoptera acutorostrata (minke whale)
Lineage: Eukaryota; Metazoa; Chordata; Mammalia; Artiodactyla; Balaenopteridae
Gene: PFKL
Product: phosphofructokinase, liver type
Exons: 22
Coding region: 79-2421 (780 amino acids)
Biological process (GO): fructose 1,6-bisphosphate metabolic process; canonical glycolysis; fructose 6-phosphate metabolic process
Cellular component (GO): 6-phosphofructokinase complex; cytoplasm; membrane
Molecular function (GO): AMP binding; fructose-6-phosphate binding; ATP binding
Source: RefSeq, a predicted model, not a curated record